This is a messenger RNA of Prionailurus viverrinus (fishing cat), 3952 nucleotides long. RefSeq names its product ras homolog family member Q (gene RHOQ). The record is from RefSeq and is a predicted model, not a curated record. Gene Ontology annotation, biological process: small GTPase-mediated signal transduction; cortical actin cytoskeleton organization. Gene Ontology annotation, molecular function: GTP binding; GTPase activity. The transcript has 5 exons. The coding region runs from base 145 to 762 and encodes 205 amino acids. NCBI's taxonomy places the organism in Eukaryota, Metazoa, Chordata, Mammalia, Carnivora, Felidae.
GGGGAGCCGCUGCAUGGGGCCGGGGGGGCGGCCCUGCUGCGCGGAGCGGCGGCGGAGGCGGACCCCCCAGGCGGGCUGGGGCUGAGCCCGGGGCCGGGGCGGGAGCUCCGGGGGGACCAUGCCCGGAGGCCGGCCGGCCGCAGCAUGGCUCACGGGCCCGGCGCGCUGAUGCUCAAGUGCGUGGUGGUCGGCGACGGGGCGGUGGGCAAGACGUGCCUACUCAUGAGCUAUGCCAACGACGCCUUCCCGGAGGAGUACGUGCCCACCGUCUUCGACCACUACGCAGUCAGCGUCACCGUAGGGGGCAAGCAGUACCUCCUGGGACUCUAUGACACGGCGGGACAGGAAGACUAUGAUCGUCUGAGGCCUUUAUCUUAUCCAAUGACCGAUGUCUUCCUUAUAUGCUUCUCUGUGGUAAAUCCAGCCUCGUUUCAAAAUGUGAAAGAGGAGUGGGUACCCGAACUUAAGGAAUACGCACCAAACGUACCCUUUUUAUUAAUAGGAACUCAGAUUGAUCUCCGAGAUGACCCCAAAACUUUAGCAAGACUGAAUGAUAUGAAAGAAAAGCCCAUUUGUGUGGAACAAGGACAGAAACUAGCAAAAGAGAUAGGAGCAUGCUGUUAUGUGGAAUGUUCGGCUUUAACCCAGAAGGGACUGAAGACUGUUUUUGAUGAGGCUAUCAUAGCCAUUUUAACUCCAAAGAAACACACAGUAAAAAAAAGAAUAGGAUCAAGAUGUAUAAACUGUUGUUUGAUUACGUGAGAAACAUCUUCAGUGGCCAAGGAAACUGUCCAUUUCUCUCAAAAAGCAUAUGAAAUGCUACAGCUAUACCCAGACAUCUGAUAAUGAAGCGGUUUAAAACUUGAAAGAAAAAAAAAAAACCCAAAAAACCCUGUCCUCAGAAUUCUAUAAAAUUCAUUAAGAAUGUUUCUUAAAUAAGGUCCAAGAAGCAGCAAACAGCAUCUGAAGCCACAAUCUAUUAUAAAUACUUUAUUUCAACUAGAAGGUACAAUCUCUCAGGGGUUUCAUAGUUUAAAAACCUACAAUCACAUCAUGUUGUAACUACAUAAAAACAAAAAAAAAAAAACAAAAACAAAAAAACACAACAGUGCUGUAAAUGGAACUGCCUGGCUUAGACCCUAUACAUUUCUGCACAGUCUUUAUGGGAUCUGCACAAAGAAAUAUCUUCUCCCUUUGCUCCAAUUAAUUGUUCUUGUAUGUAAGUUGCUUUCUAUUCCAGUAUAUCCAGAGUGGUGAAAUCACAAGGCCAGCCACGUAGCCAAAGGUCGCUCCAAGCGUACAGGAGAUGGGCCAUACCUGAGGAGAGAAUGUAUGAGAUCAAAAAAGAACAACUGUUUUAUUAUUACUUGAGCACAAGUGUAACCUAAAUAUUUCUAUAUUAAAGCUUAAUGUGCUUUCUUAAAGAAUGCCAAAAGUGUAAUAAGGUCAUAACUGCAUUUAUCACGAACACUAAAAAUGUACACAUUUUUAUGUGCAUUCAGCUGUAACAAGGCAUCUGGCGACUGUAGAUUUAGUUUGAUGCUCCCCAAACUGCAUGAGAUACAUCCUAAAAUUACAAAUUAAAAUUCUGGGUCAGACUUUGUCAUAAUCCUGGACUCGAUAUAGCUGUCUGAAGUAGUUGGCAAUUUUGUUCUUUAAUUUCCACCUUGGCUUAUAUAUACAAUGAAACGAGAAGUGUAUGUUGACCAAAGUACAAGAAAGUUGAAUCUGUGCUAAAGAGAACAGACCUAGAAUUCAAGCAUGUUACAUGGAAUUUAUAACAAAGCAACUGCUUCCAUAAUAAAACUGAUGUCACCUUUCAGACACAGGUAUUGGAACCAUAGCAGGAGUUCUAGAGCCACAACUUCAGUACACACCUAGAGCGUCAGUUAAAUACUGGCUUCUAAAUACCUAUCUUCUCCAGCCAUGUUAUGUUUCGCACUAUUACAUCAAGCAAGCCAGAAGUGUAAAUAAUGUUGAUUUCUUUCAUCCGCAAGCAGUGCAUGCCAGUCCCUAGGUGAAAGGCCCUGCUUUAAAAAAAAUUAUGUUCAUCUGAGAAGCUUACUUGGUAUACUGGAGCCAUUUCUAAUCUUUCUCUGGGGGAUCAGGCCAUAGAACUGUGUUAGAGGUGAACCAUCUUAAUUACUAGUUCUAUAACCUAAUUAAGCUUUCUUGUUUGGUCUGCUGUGGAUCCGCCUUGUUCCAAGUGCCAUGCAACAGACAAUAGUGUUAGACAAAAAGUUUCCGUGUGAACAAAUUAAUGCGGUUCAGAGAAGCAUAAUCUAACCCAUAAAAUUUUCUCCAGUCUUUCCUACAUUUAAACUUGCUGUUGACUAAAUUAUGAUUUAUUUAUGUCUUUGGUGAGCUUCUGUUAAUUUCCAUGACUUGAGCUAAUAGCUGUGUCUAUUGCACAGAUUGGGUAAUGGAACACUAAACUUUUAUACUUGAAAAUGACAGCCUUAAAUGCUCAUAUCAGUCACAAAUCUAGGAUGUACUGUCUUGUAUGUGAGCUUUGUAGAGAUUUUUAAAAAUAUAAGCAUCAUCUUCCCCAUUGAAGAGUGGAGAGUCUACUGGAUAACUAGUCAGGAACUUUCUUUCUGAACUGGACAGUGGAUGUCUUCCUUCUCCCAAGAAGUGAUGGUUCACAUUAAGUACCAUGGCCUUAUGUAUGCUCAAAUGGAAUCCUUAUGUACUUUCUCACUUAAUUUGGGUCUAUUAAUUAUUAGCUAUUUUUAGAACUGAAAAGAAUUGCAUAAAUCAAUUAGCAUAUGAGUUAAGUUGUCCAACACAUGGUAUAAAGGAAUUAAGACAGUAAAGUAUUAUACAUUUCCAACUUGACUUUGGGGGUUUGAUGGGGAUUUUUUUUUUCUCAAAUUCACCUCUGAAACUUUCCACACCUGGGUUUACUAGCCAGUUAAAAUUAAAAGCUAGAAUUUGUCCUGCCCCAAGAGAAAUGGACUAGGAAUCUGGAAACACAAACUCUGAUGUCACCUCUGUUUCCUGCCUGGGCCUCAGUUUCCUCAUCUGUAAACAUGGGAGGUAGAACGAGAGGAUCUCCAACAUCUCUCCCAUUUAUCAACUCUUCUGAUUCUCUUCUUUUUUUGGACCUUGCCUUUUCAGCUGCACAUUCUUAAGAUGGUAAAAAUCCUGUACAUAGAUUAUUAGAACUCUAAGCAAAGAUGAUUGUAUCAUCUGAACCUGAGGUGCCUUAGGUACUCUAUUGACCUUGAUGGGGUUUGGAGUUUCCCAUUGCUUAUUAAGAGCCUUUUCAUUGCUUUGGUUCUUUAGGAUUUCUUUUUGCACUCAAUCCUUCCUGUCACUUUAACUAAAAACCAAAGAUUUGUUUUCUAUUCAUAAGCAGAUUAUAGAAAAAUUGCCUUAUUUUCAGAAGCAUGUCUUCAUUAAAGACUUAAGUUUCAGUAGAAAUUGAGACUAAUCACUGGAACAACUAGUUCAAAGUAGUCAAAUAUCUGGGAAAUAAAAUACUUCAAAAACAUCUGACUGACAUGAAUUUUGCUAGUUAAUGCAAAUGCAUUGCUUCAAAUAAGGUCAUGUAUGAAUGAAUUUAAAAGAAACGUACCGUUAAUUUUUUUUUGCAUAUAAUCAAUUCUAAAGUUCUCAAGAGUAAUUUUAGGGGCUCCCUGAAAUCUUAUUUAAUACUUUGCUAACUUGUACCUUUUUUUUGUCUCUACAGAUACAUUUUAGGUUAGCCCAUGUUGAAUUAUCUUAUUUCUAAUAAGUAGAGCCUGAAUUAAUGGUUUUUAUUGUGAAUUAGUUACUUUAGGCAUUGCUUCCAUUUGAUUUCUAAUUAUUACUUUUAAGUACCAAAUUAAAUACUGGUUUGUUGGUUGUUGCUUUUUAAGUGAUUGUUACUUUAACAGUGUCCCAUUUUAACACAUGGGGUUAUAAAUAAAAUAAUAUGCAUAGUUUACUAUCUAUGUAAAGCACUGAA